Molecule: messenger RNA, 10809 nt
Organism: Cavia porcellus (domestic guinea pig)
Lineage: Eukaryota; Metazoa; Chordata; Mammalia; Rodentia; Caviidae
Gene: Ccn6
Product: cellular communication network factor 6
Exons: 5
Coding region: 5772-6836 (354 amino acids)
Biological process (GO): cell adhesion; signal transduction
Cellular component (GO): extracellular matrix; extracellular region
Molecular function (GO): heparin binding; integrin binding
Source: RefSeq, a predicted model, not a curated record
UCAAGAAUGGCACACUGCGUUAGGCACACCUUUCCUUUCCUGAAACAUCAGCCCUGCUACAUUUGGAAAUGCUUAAAAUACAGGGUCCUUUUUUCCUCUCCCUUGCCACUUUCACCUGGCUCCUUAGUGCCUGGCCUGUUCCUUUGAAGGAUCCUUCUGAAAGCCACAUUGACAGGGCCAAGUGACAGUGAAUAUGUCACUCUCAGCCUUUGGCCUUGUUGGCCCUGGGCUGCAGCCUGACUCGUUAUGAACGCAUGUGCUUAUUUCUGAGGGAGUGUGACCCCAGACCCGUGCAGGUGGCCUGGCAGCAUGUCGUGUUCCUCAGUGUUUGCUGCUUGCAUGCUGCGAGCUGGACAGGAGGUCUACACAGACAGAGCUGGUAACUCUUCCACCCUCCUCCGAGCUGGGACACACUGGCAGUGCUGAGCCUCCCGGAGAAUGUGCUGGUAUUGUUUAACAAGGCUGUGUAUCAAGGAGGAAAAGGAAACAAACAUACUCUCAUGAGUGUAUCACAACAAAUACCUUGGGGACUUGGAGGUAGAGUUCUAAGACUGGCCUGCAGGGACAGAAGGGUUUAUAGGAACGAGGUAAGAGGAGCAGUAAUUAGUUAAUAGUAGAUCACUGAUCAGGAGGCAGGAGAUAAUUAUGUGCAGAAUUACAGGUUAGAUUUGGUAGGUAUCAGGUGAUCUUGAAAGGAAGCCUUUUAAAUGCCCAACAAGCUGUGGCGAGCGCCUACCAUAGGGAAGAGUGCUCUCACUGUGAGGUCCACAACAGCAGGCUCCUGGAGUAUUGAGCAGCUGGUUGCAAGCCUGGGCACACGUGAACGGAGAGCCAGACGGGGUGCACAGAUGCUUUGGGAUCGGUUUUGGGCUGAGGCCUGGGAAUUUUCAUGGGAGGAUACACUGCCGAGAAAUGGUGGUCCUGUAAGUCUUCAGGGCAUUUGUGGUAAGCAUGAUCAUGGCUCCGCAAAUCCACCGUCUUCAAUUUCAAAUGACCUCUUGGUGUUCUCCCCCUCCUCCAUCUGGAGACACCUUUAUUCUAAUGAACCACUGGUACAUUCCUCCUCACCCUCCACACUUCUCCCCCAGCAGCAGUAGAAGCUGAGCAGCAAUCCCAGAGGCUCAGGAGGUGUCUGAACCAGCGACCCAACUUUUCCUCUUCAGUUUUUAAGUUCUGCACAAUAUCCCAUUAUACAUGCAUACACUGACACAUGAGGCAUUGCAACCCCACAGGUUCUUCAGAGAAUGUUGCUGACAGAGGGCCCUGGGUGAAUCUCCUGGAGGUACCAGGGCACCCACUUCCUCAGGGCUCCAAACCCUGGGCUCCACCAAACGGCCUGAGCAUCCUGCUCUCACCCAACUCAUGGGUGGUACCCCUCCUCCUUCCCCUCGCCUCCACCUGUAUCACCUUUAAUGAGCUUGACAGGAUCUCAGAAGUCAGCAUGAAAGCAUCUCGCAGCUGCUGUCUUCUGCUCAGAGGACAGAGUGUAGAAAACAGGAAGGGCCUCAACAACUUCUUCAGAACCAGAAGGUGUGCGGGUAGAACAGAAAUACCGAGAACUCAAACAGGUAUCCAGUAACAGCUCAUGUGCUGCAUGGGCCCUGCAGAGAGGCAGCAGAGCAGGGUGACGGAAAGCUUGGAAUCUUCUUGGCUCUGCCCCUUGUAUGCUUAGCUCUCUCAUAAGGAAAAUAAGAUGAUAGUUAUGGUACUCAUUCCACUAAGGCCGUGAGGAUCCACUGACCAAUACACAGGACUAUGAUAUUUAGUCGUGGGGCAUAAAACGAUAGCUGUCAUUAAGCCUCUACUUCCACUGAUGUAAAAAGUGAUGCUCCUGUACCACACUGCCACUCUAAAGUGGCUUCUUUCUCUCUUCCCUCCUCUCUCCUCCUUUCUCAGGAAGACUCUAAGCCCAGACCUCUGCCUGCCCAGCUGGUGAUGCUCACCGAAGAAUGGACUAUUCUAGUGGGGAUGAUGUUGCUGACCCAUGGUUUUAGGAAUUUGAUCGGAAGGACACAGUGCUCUCUGCUGAUGGAGCCUGGCACCACUAGAGGUGUGCAUCUUGCCGGUGAAGCAGCCCUGGGCCAGGCAUCCUCUCUUCUCUCCUUAACUGGUUUCUCCUUUCAACUCUUGAAGACUUGUUUGGUUGGAGAUGUCUCUAUACCCCCAGUAUAAAUUUGGUCUAAACUUGGCCCCACAUGGCAUUCUCUCUUAUAUUUUCUCUUUUUGCUCUCUACUAUUAGCCUUUAUUCAAUUUUUAAUGAUGGGUAUUUGUGUGUGUAUUUAUUCAAGGUCGGCUCUCCCAGUAGGUGACAUAGCUCUAGAGGGCGGAGAUUAAGUGUGUUUUAUUGACCAAGUCCAAUGGCUUAGCUUUAACUUCUAUUAAGUGAAAAUGCGAACACUGCCUUUUCCUACCUCACUGAGCUGUGAAAUUAAACAGAUAAUAUGGGAAAGUUCCUUGUAUCACAGAAUGUGAUGUGGCUCUUAGUUAUGCUUAGUGCUAUGUGUGUUUUGAGUAUACAUAAGCUGAAUACCUGUGAAAUGAGAGCCUAGCUAGGAGAACAUUUUGUCAGAUGAGAUAGUAAAGUGCUUAGACAAGGAUGCACACCAUGAUAGUGUUUAUGUGUAAAUUCAGAGCUGCCCCUACCUCUAAAAACUGCCACAUUCAUUUAGUCCAGUGGUGAGGAACUUACCGCACCCGUGCCACCAGAGGCUGCUGUGUCACUGAAAGUUCUAAAAGGUUCGUCAUGACUUAGUCCCGUUAGAGAAGGCCUGGAUAGGUUCUUAGACAGGUUACAAAAGGAGUACCAGGUCUGGGGAAAAUUAAAACAUACCGUGCAACAGUGAGGAAGCCAGAGCCCGUGGAUCCUGACCAUCGGAAGGGUUUUCACAAGUAAGCUCCCACGAAGGCAUUCCUUUCCCACUGAGAGGCAGAGACGGCCACUGGAUGUCUGCUCACCAGCAGUGGGACUGCAGAUGGAGGGAAGGCACUUCCAGAGAGAUGGCUGCUGCCACCAGCACUUCACAGGGAGCAAACGGGAGGAAUGUGAAGCUCUGUAAGCCUAGAUGUGGCACAGAUAUAUAUGCAGCAUCUUCUUUGGGACAGAGAGUUGGAGGAGGUGGCUGAAUAAGUGUUCCAUGAAGGCCAUGUGUUCCCAGUUUGCUCCCUAUCCUGUGGCCCUACUGAGAGGCUACGGAACGUUUAAGAGGCGGGGCCUCAUGUAAAGAAGGGAGAUCAUUGGUUGUGUGCCCUUGAAGGGCACCCUGAGACAGGGCACCUUCCUUUUUUUAGGUUUCCUGACUUCUUGAAGUGAGCAGUGUUUUCUACAGUGCACUCCCAUCAUGAUGUGCUGCCCUGCCAUAGGCCUAAAAAUAUCUGACCAACCAACCAUGGUCUGCAACCUCUGUAAUGUGUUCCAAAAAUAACCAUUUUCUCUUUAUACAGAGAUUAUCUCAGAUAUUUAUUGUAGUAACAAAAAUCUGACUAACACAUUAGAAUAUGAGAUCUAGACUGCCACCCCUCUGCCUUUGAUAGGCGAAUCAGGAACAAUAAACGGUCCAUUCUGGCAGCCAGUGUGGGUCAUGCAUUACUGAAGUUGGGAACCCAAAUACAAGAUGCUAAACUUAGAAAACAGAAAAAUCAUGUGGAAACAAAUCUAGUAAGUUUUCCUUCACUGAAGCCAUUUUAGGUUUUGUCCUAUUUCUUAGGAAACAUGAUGUCAACACUAACUGCCCUGGUGUUAUUCUUUGUUGUUUAAUGUGUCUACAAUUAUGAGUCACUACUUAGUAAGCUAUUUAUAGUUUGCAUGUUUGGGACAUCCCUGGUUCUCCUAGGACACCAGAUUCCCUGUAAUUGGAUGAGAAUCUAGGUUUUUCCAGCCUCUCAGCUCAUGACUCUGUAACUUUCUGAUUCUUUAUAUAGCUGUGACUGCCUUUGUGCUCACAGAGGUGACCAGUGAUUUCAGAAUAGGUCAGGUAACAGAUAAGGCAGGGUAUGAUGGUAAUGGGCCCUCUGAUGGCACGGGAAAGUAGAUUUCAUACUGGAUCCAGAGGAAGACAGAGCUCUUUUACUGAUCCAAGUUAAGGAAAAAUAGCAAAAUAAAACAAGGUUUAGAAAGACAUAAGCAAAGAUCACACAUAAUUCAGGAGGGGAUGGGCUGGUGGCCACAUGUGAGGACAAUUAGGAGGAGAAAGGAUAUAAAUUUGUAUAAGCAUAUAUUUAAAAUUUUAGGUAGGCCAAUAAUUGCUACUAGAAUUCAAGUUUGAUUGCAGGCCCCAGGAGCUUGCAGUUAAGUUCUCUCAUCUGUCAUGGCACCGUGCCUGCAUAGAAGGGUUCCUUCAGACCCAUGCUCUAGGUGUCCACCUCACAUUCCUUCUAGAGUUUCUGUAGUCACAGGCCAUGUAGCAUUAGGGACAUGUUGGAAUAGAGGUCAAGGGGGAGCCUCAGAGGGAGACCCAGGAACUAAAGACCUCCUGUGCACACUGUCCUACCUCUGUGGAAUGGACUUAAUUUAACUGAACUUUUUAGAGAAGGCUGUAUAAACUGGUUGUUGAUAGGAAGUGGGAAACCCAGGGACAGACUGUGGCGAGGUGGGAAGGGGAGGGCUAACAAGAAAGAAAGUGGCCCAGAGUGGAUCUGGUAAUAUUAGUAUUCUGGGACACAAACCCCAGCUCUGGGUGUCCCAACAGACCUGAAUCAGCCAGCGCUCCAUAAUGUCCAGCAAGGAGAUGAGCAGUGGUGAAGGGGUGGAAAGGAGCUUUACGUGGCACGGCCAUCUCAAGGUCUUCCUGGAGGGGUGGAAAGAAACACUGGUGUUUCAGGUAAAGGGAAACAAAGGCAAGAGUUGGGGUUCUGCAUAGGUGGGGAGCUUACACAGCUGGUACCUUAGUUAAUCCUGGCCAGUAUCCCAGAACUAGUUCUCUGGGGUCUAAAGACAGCCAUCACUGCUUGAAGGGACAGUCUAGUUCCCAUCGUAAGAUGAUGGCUCCUGCUUUAGGGAUAACUUCAUUCUGUCAUGGGGUAAUUGUUCACACUUUGGGAGAACCUUAGCAUGGUGGUCAGCUUUUCCUGGAGUCCAAGACUGCAGGUUUAGGACAACAACUUGAGGCUCCUAAGCAUUGCUCCAGGGGAUCUGGAUCCUGAUGUUGUAAAAGCUGGGUAUUAGACAGUCCUGCAAAUCCUGAAAAUCGGUUACAGUUGCUAUCCUCACUAUGAAGGGGUUGAGACAAGUUAGGUAAAGUUAGGCUUAAUAAACUUCACCUUUAAGUGAUUAACACUGCCUAUGUGCAAAGCCGAGCAGGGAUGAAACCCAAAGUUUUAAGACAACAAGACAUACAAAAUGAAGACAGGUGACAAAUUUUGUAAUGCAUGUAGUUGCCACUGGCAUUUGAAGACCCUGCCUCUAGGUCCCUGUUACGCUGGAAGAGGAAAAUCACAGAGAGAGGCAGGGGACAGGGAAGGGAAGGGUAUGAGGUUUCUCCCUUUUGCCCAAGGGCAGCCUCUGCCCUCCAGGACCUGAGCAGUUGACUCAGGAAAGGCUCCAGCUCCAUCCACCCUGCAGUUCUGCAGGAAGGCCCUGGCCUCCUUCCCUGACACACCGCAUGCUCACUGGCAGGUUAUUUCUGGAAGGCUCACAGCAGAGUAAGCAGGGACACAGGACAGCCUGCAAGUUGGCGGCCUGGGAGUGGAGACAGGGGAGCUUUGUGUACCUGAGCCCAGAGCAGCGCCCACUUCUCUUCUGCACAGUGGGCCCGGCUUCAGGCUUCCAGGCGACAUGCGGGGCUUCCUCCUCUCCACUCUCCUCUGCGCAGAGCUGGCACAGUUUUGCUGCAGGGCACAGGACCCAGGGCAGGUAGACGGAACACCUGCAGGAGGGCCCGGAGGAGCCACAGAAGUGCUUCAGCGAAAACAGUUUUGUCACUGGCCCUGCAGCUGCCCACAUCAGAAGCCCAGCUGCCCUCCUGGUGUGAGCCUGGUGAGAGACGGCUGUGGCUGCUGCAAGAUCUGUGCCAAGCAGUCGGGGGACAUCUGCAAUGAAGCUGAGCUCUGUGACCCACACAAAGGGCUGUACUGUGACUACUCAGCAGACAGGCCUAGGUAUGAGACCGGCGUGUGUGCCUAUCUUGUGGCUGUUGGAUGUGAGUUCAACAGGGUCCAUUACCAUAAUGGCCAGGUGUUUCAGCCCCACCCCCUGUUUAGCUGCCUCUGUGUGAGUGGGGUGAUUGGAUGCACACCUCUGUUCAGACCCAGGCCCGCUGCCAGCCACUGCUCCGGGAGUCAAGCUGGAAAGAAGUCUGAUCAGUCACACUGUGGCCUGACACAGUCACAACAGCAGAUCUCAACAAGCUACAGAACCAUGCCAGCUUACAGGAAUCUUCCACUUAUUUGGAAAAGAAAAUGUCUUGUGCAAGCAACCAAAUGGACUCCAUGUUCUAAAACGUGUGGCAUGGGAAUAUCUAACAGGGUAACCAAUGAAAACAGCAAUUGUGAAAUGAGAAAAGAGAAAAGAUUAUGCUAUAUUCAGCCUUGCAACAGUACAAUGGCAAAGGCAUUAAAGAUCCCCAAAGGAAAAACAUGCCAGCCUACCUUUCAACAAUCCAAAGCUGAGAAAUUUGCGUUUUCUGGAUGCUCAAGUACUCAGAGUUACAAACCCACUUUCUGUGGAGUAUGCACGGAUAAGAGAUGCUGCAUCCCCAACAAGUCUAAAAUGAUUACUGUUCAAUUUGACUGCCCAAAUGAAGGGUCAUUCAAGUGGAAGAUGCAGUGGAUUACGUCUUGCGUAUGUCAGAGAAACUGCAGAGAACCUGGAGACAUAUUUUCUGAGUUCAAGAUUCUAUAAAACCAAGCAUACGUGUGUGUGUGGGGGGGGGGUUUUAAAGUUAAUCAGUUAUGUCAUAUAAUUAAAAAAGUAGAAUGGUGGCAAAUCUACUUUAUAAAGAACUAAGUAUAGAUGUUCUCAGAUCCCUGUACUGAAGACAUUAGAGGCUUCUGAAAGUUUGUCCUAAAAAUAUAUAUAAAACUUAAAUAGCUUAAAACUGAAUUCAUUUGUACAAUACAUAAUACAGUAAUGUUAUACAGUCAUUUGGUAUCAUCUCAGCAUUCACUAAAGAAAAAGUUUAACUAUUUACAAGAAAACAUUUUAUUUUACAAAAUAAUUGAGAGUACUUUUUUGAUAUGUUUAAAAACACUUACUGAAUUUUUAAGCUUUACUCUGUACCUGGCAACGUAGCCUAGGUUCCUGUCAGAUAAUAAUUAAUAUAUGGCUCAAAGAUUCCAAAUAAAUUCUUGAAUAGAAGUAAGAUUACACUAUAAAUAUAUUUAUAAUUUUCAUUGCCCAAUCCUAAAUAUUGUUAUGAUUUUAGGAGAGAGUAAAGUGAACUAUUCUGGCUACUGCUAACAAGAAUAAUCCAAAAAUUUUAUACCAAUGAUGUUAAAAAAGUAAAAUUUUAAGAUUAGGACCAAGAACAGUACUAAUAUCUUGCAAACGAAAAACACUUAAAAGAUAAACACUAAAGAAAGCAUACAACAGACUAUUUUGGCUUGGAAAAAAAUCUUCUGAAAAAUUACUUCCUUCAAGUGAUAAGUCAACCUAUUUAUUUGAAACACAAAUUAUGAUUACAAAUAAAUUAAUGCUAGUUCAAAUUGGAGGUUAUAGUAAGUAGAACACACUAUACUACAACUAGUGUGUACUACAAAGGUUAGAAGAGAAUUUGAAGCUUAGUAAUGUCUUAUUCAUUUAUAAAAAUGGUGACAUGCAAAACAGUAACAAGUAGCACUGUAAAAACAUGGACAUUUAUUAUAAAAUCAGUUGGCUUGAUAAAAAGGCAACUGUUUAAAUUCUUCUAUGUGCAAAAGUUGUUACCUAAAGAGAAAACAAAAAUCUCCUUAAUAGUUGUAACAAAAGCUAUUGCUGAAAAGUUAGUGGCUGUUAUAUGGAAAUACUAUUAUUGUAUUGUUCUACUCCUAGUAGGUAUUUUUAAAGUAUCAGGGGAAUUUAAGUAGAAUAUCACAAUAUAAAUUAAAUAUCUAUAUGAAAAUAUCUCUGUAGAAGAUCUUUAUUAUCAGUGCAUAAAUGUCUAAACUUGGGGCUAUAGAUAAGGUGAUCCAUUGAAGAACUUCAUUCUCUCAACAUUCUCAAAUUCCUUGAGGUACAGGAGCUUUAUGAAUUGCCCUCACUGGUAUCAUAAAUAAGUUGUGAUUAAGUAGAAAACAGUCUUUUAGAUAAAAAAUUUCCUGAGUUACAGAAAAGCUGAAACAGUGAUGAGAAACGGUGAAGUCAGGCAGUGACAGCCAUGCUUUCAGGUUUCCCUCUCACACAGCGACGCGCAGUCUGGGCACAUCCUCCAUGGGCAUGCCCUUGGUGGCGUCCAGCUGGUUAUACUCCUGGAUGAGUGCUGACAGCGAUGACACAGCUUCCGUGAAACAGCUUUCCUCCAUCCCCUCCACUUGGAGAUAGUGAUGGAGGUGAGCCUGUAAGUGACAAAUCAGAUGACACUUACCAUUCCAGGAACUUUGUCUAACUACUUCUAUGGUAAAUAGUGUCUGCUAAAAUUAAUCAGCUCUACCACAGAAACGGAAGCUUGCGUUAAGUAUUUUGCCUAAUCCUUCGAACUCAUGAAUUUCUCAUUUAGAGUAAAAACUAGUAUGACUGAGCCUCUCCUCUUCACUUACAGUCAGUAUAAGAAGUGCUGCAGAAAAGGGAAGGUCAGUUCUAACUUUUACUGUUAAGCCUCAAGUAACCAAAACAAGCAGUUAAAAAGGCAGGCAUUUACCUUUUUCUUGUAGAGUCUCAUGAACCUCUCUCUCAGUUCAAUGAAGGUAGGCUUCACACAUGUGUUAUUCGCUAAAGCCAAUAGUGAAUGAGAGUGGCCCACAGGAGGUACUGAGCACAGGCUGGUCUUCCAGCCUUCUUGAUUCCAGGAGACGAACUGUAGAGAAGGCUUUAAUCUGAGAUACAAAAAUGCAAAUGUAACAUAAAGUACUAAAAUGUCUGUCACAUUAUGGCAGCCCACAUUAGCUAAACAACAUUACUGAUGGCAUCACCCUAACUGUUAAGUUUAUCAUCUAAGUUAUCUGUUUUUUGCUAUUAGUGUCAUGAGAUAAUGUAAGAGUGAACCAGUGACAUUUAAUCUGGGAGCUUUUAAAUAAGAUGUGAUGGUGAUUUAAAAAGAUCAAAACACAUUCUCGAAAAUCAGAUAUCUGGGGCUAAAAAGAAAUGAAGAUACAGUUUUCAUUAUUGGCAAUUCAACAGUUUCCCUAAAAAUAGGCUCUCAAAAUAACCAAACUUGGAAACUUCCUAGCAGUAGCUAUGGUAGGGGCAGUAAAAAUAAUUAUCAGUUAUAUUUUCUGAAAACUUUCAGAAAAUAAAAUGCCUAAUAUGUAAUUUAACACUAAAUAACUUUGUAAUAUUUUUCUCAGAUUAUGCUUGAGGAAAACAAGUACAGCUAGGCUAACAGUCUGCCUGAGGUCACCCUGCAGGGAGUGGCGCUCCUUAAUCAGAGGAGAGGCUGUGCAGUAAUAUCCCAAGCACAUACAUUAUCCUGAAGAAGAGAAACCAACCUUUCAAUAUUUCUGCGAAGAUCUGAAAUCUGCACAUUUCCUCUAACCAUGAGGGCACAGGCAAGAUAGAGACUGUGUUUCGGAUCUGCUUGGAUUAGCUGGUGAUCCUUGCUGAAGGCAUCUGAGAACAUCUGAUCCAACCUGGAACAAUUAGAGCUGCUGUUUAUACAGAGUGAUACUACUGUCUUCUAUGUAUAAUUUUAAAAUAAAAAGGCAGUGAUCUGGGGGUAAAAAAAAUGUAUCCUUAAUAUAAACAUAAUAUGCACUUUUCUAAAUAUAUUCCACAUAUAUCAAAUACGCACCCACUAUUUUCUGAAAGGAAUCCUAAGAAAUGUGAGAGGAAAUCAUUUAUCACACAUUUUUUAAAAGAAACUUGUAACUAAUUUUAGGUAAACACGAAAUGUUGACUAUAGCAUUCUGAGCAUGACAGAGUACUGAGUUCUGAAAUCUGUAUCACUAUUGCUUAGUUCAGUACGCUUAUCUACUUCAAUAGCGUCAGAAACAUCAAACUGUUAAAAAUAUAAGACAAUAAAGAUUUGUCUCUGUUAAUAUUAUAAAUGUUAAGAAUAACAGAAGAGAACUAUCCAAGGAUAAUGGGAGGCUCUCUCACAAAGUUUAAGACUACAGUAGUGCUCCCCGAAAUGGAGGCUUUGAACAGAAGCACUGUAUCUGAAGGUUUAAAGAUAAAUAAAGGAUUGUCUUUUUCCUUGAGUUACAGAGGAAAAUAAACAUGACUGACCAGAGUUUGUAUCUACCCAGUAUACAGCCUCCUUCUAUGGCCCCACUUUGAUUUUUAAAUACUAUUUAACUCAAUAUAAACAUGGCUGUGUCCCUUAUCUUAACUGCAGGCAGAGCUUUAAGUGCUGAACCCACAGAAUAUCUGGGCAGAGCUGCAGGAUAAAUGCUAUUUAUUUUUAUCAGGUAUUUAUUAAAUGCUGACAAUGUAGGUGCAAGAGAUCUAGCUGUGAAUAACAUAUAUACUUCCUUCUCUAAUGGCGCUCAUAUUCUUUGUUGAUUAUUAUAUAGAGGAGGGAGAGGGUUCCCUAAGGGACAAAUGAGCUUGGGAGAUUAAAAAAAUCAUCUGCUAUUAUAUUCAAAAUUUUGAUGUACAUGUGAUUUUAGGCACUUUCAUGGAGCCAAGUUAUAGACUGCUUUAGAGAUGGAGAUACAUGAGAGAUUAACCACACAAUAAUGUCAUAUUCAAUUUAUUUUCUUGACACAUAAAAUUAAAAACUACCAAGGAAGAGUUAUAA